Mytilus californianus (California mussel) is the source of this 2608-nucleotide messenger RNA. RefSeq lists its product as uncharacterized. The record is from RefSeq and is a predicted model, not a curated record. The transcript is spliced from 7 exons. Lineage: Eukaryota; Metazoa; Mollusca; Bivalvia; Mytilida; Mytilidae. The coding region runs from base 144 to 1262 and encodes 372 amino acids.
UCAUGCAUUACACUGGUACAUUAUAUAGACAUUCGGUCGUUUAUUAAGGAAAAUGUAAAGAAAAACAUGACCCUGAAAAGAGUAAAUCGGAAAGUACCGCGUGUUAACCAUAUGGUUUAUUGUUGCAAUUUCUUGGAAAGUAGAUGAAUAUAUGCACAGUUCUGUUUUUAGUUUUGUCAUUUGAACAUAUACAUGUAAAUGAAAAAGAAACAUCAGUCCAAGAUAGUAUUUCAUGGAAUCUUCACACCAAGCAUCCUGUAUUUAAAAGAGAUGUACAGCUUGAAUGUCAUAUUUCAACCAAAUUUAAAUGUUGCAACGAGUUUACCCGGAAGUGGUCAAGAGGGAAAAGCUAUGACUUAAUUGUAAUGAACGGUGUAUCCCUAAACACAGCAAAAUACAAAGAAUACUUAAAUAUUUCGGCAAAUACAUCUACUCUUACGAUAUACAAGUUCAGUGAAUACGAUGUCAAUAUUCCCUACGAGUGCUCAUACGGUUUUGAUUCUGCAAGCCAUAUUUUGGAAUUAACAGAAGAAAAUUUUGAAUAUCAUCCUGAGGAAAUGCUUCCAUACAACCUAACAUCUGACGGACAACAAGUUUUACUUAAUAUAACACUGAUGAAAGUUUACCCUGCUCCGAUAUGUACCGCUAUGUAUGGGAUAAAAGAUGUAACGAACAACUUAUUUAUUAAGAACGAUGAAAAUGGAUUAUUUUUACGAUCAAAUAUACGAUUCAACUAUACGAUCAAUUAUGUUUGUCAUAAAACUGUUGAAAUUUUCUGCAGAAUUGGUCAGACAAAAUUUGCUAUUGUAAAUGGUUCCCGGCCAUGUAUCAAAGAAAAAUCUGGCUUCCCUCUAAACUUAACAGAAAUCGUGAUUGUGACAAUUUGCUGUAUAAUGGUAAUCUUUUCCAUUACCAUUUGGAUAUCAUUAUUGGUGAAAUGUCUGCGGUCUGAUAACAGUAAUGUGCAUCAAUCAUCAAACAUAGAUGAUAACACCAUAUACUCAGAAAAUGAUAGCAAUAAUGACGAUACUAUCGACAUUCAACAACAUGGAAGUGUAGAAAUGCAAGAAGGGCUUAACAUGGAGCCGAUAGUACAAACAAAUGUAGUACAGGAUGUGCAACAAUCAGAUCCUUUACUUCAGCCAAGCGCUACUGCCGAGAAUAUUGUAACAUUAGAAGACGUAGAAGCACAUACAAAACCUAAAAGAAAACCAGUCAAAAAGAAAAAGAAAAAGAAAAAAUCAGCACGAAUCGAAAGAUGACAACCGAAGUUCAAUGUGACAAUUUUUAGUUGAGAAGAUUACCUCUAGGAGAUGACAUUGCGAAAGAGUUAUAGAUUCUUACGUAAAAAGUAAAACAUGAAUGAAUAAUGACAAUGUAGUAAAUGAUUUUUUUUAUCAGUUCUUCUGUUUAAUAAUGAACUGUCUGUAUAAGGUUUUUUAUUUAAUCAUACAUGUUUAUGCAAAUAAUAUUUCCAAAUGUAUAUAAUUACCUUGACGGUGAUACUUUUUAUGUAAAUUUUCCAAAAUUAACUUCUUAGUUGAAACACAGUUUUUUUUAACAGUUAAAUUGUUUAAUAAACGGGUUCACAGAUUUAAUUUUGCAAAACUCAACAUGACACAGACACUCACAAAUAGAGUGCUACACGUUGGAGGUAUACAUCUGGUAAUAAAUCUGCGGAACAAAAAUACAAUAAUCAAUAUUUUUGAUUUGGUAGAUAUUAAAAUACGGCUAGCAAAAGACUGUAUAACCGUCAAACGUAUACGCUUUGGUUAAAAACUUUCAAUUUGAAUACAAAAGCUGACAGGCAAACAUUUUUUUCUUAUUUGUUUAAUAUAAAUCCUUACAUACCGCUGACCUGGUAAAUAUAUAUUCUGUAACUGUAUAGUGAAACACAUUUACACAGGAAAGGUUGACCUUAGAUGGAUUUUUGUAUUUUUAGGUCCUGUUUAGUCAUAUACAUUGUAGCUCUUCAACUGUUAGGUUCGUAUAAAUACUUGGCUUUCAAAUAAUAGGCUAUAAUUGUUCCUGCAUGAUGGAGGUUGAUCCAGAAAAGCCCGUCGGAUUCAUGAUGUUUAUAACGGUUUGUUUUCAGUUUUUAAAACACUUGGUCAAUGCCUCUGCUGUUGGACUAUCAGUAGCCGAGGGUAUGCUCAGCUCAGUAGUCAGUACUUUGGUAUUGACAUGAUUUAUCAUGUUUAUAGAAAACUUUUUUUAAAUUGUCUGUUUAUAAAUUUUUAAAUUAUAAAGUUACUUAGGUUUCAUUUACCUCAGCCAAAGUUAUUUAUGUAUUUCAAAGUCCUUUUUGGUCGUAUAACUCUUCAAUUGCUUCGGUUCUUUUUUAACAUAUCUGGCUUUAAAAUACUGGUAUUUGUUUUGCGCGUUCCUGGUGAUAUAAAAUCCCGACAAAAAGCGCCUUAAACGCAAGACAUUUAUAACGUUUUGUUUUCAUUUGUCAUCAUCAUAAACUACAGUAAUCAACAUACUAUCAUCACAGGAAAAAGUUGAAACAAUCUGUACAUCUGAGACCAGUAUGAAUGUAUUUGCAACAAACACAAAUUCUUAUGUCAUGAUGUAUAUAAGCGUGCUGUCUCAUCUUUCUUAAAAA